GAAUUUAUCGUCCUCAUUGCAGCAGGAGAGAGCGGAUAAGCCAACGAAAGGAAGAAAUGUCUGCAACAAUCAAGCACUCAUUUCUUUCUCCUUCAAAUCCAAUUCAUCUCUCCGCAAUCUCUACAAAUUUUCUCAAAUCACACCCUUCCUCCAUGAUCAUCUCGCACAAACCUUUAGGUUUCUCAACACCGCGUCUCAAAAUCGUGAAAUGUAGCUCGGAAUCGAACGAUGAAGCUCAAAACAAUGUCAAUUUGAAUAAUGCUUUGUCCAGCAUGGUCGGUGAGCAGAUUGAGGAACUUUUGAACAAGGAAGAGAAUAGGAGUUUGCUCGAUGGCUUGGAGAAGGCGUCGAUGAGAGUUGAAAUCGCCAAAAGGCAGUUGGCUGAGAUCGAGAAACAGGAACUUGAACUCAAACGAUUCAAGGAUUAUAUUAACCAGCUCGAAAGUAGAGCAUCGGAGAUUGAAGAAUGUCAAAAGGAGAUAUUGGAGGCAAGAGGGAUGAUCGAGGAGGCCGAGCGCUCUCUCUCACAAAGCGAGGGUGGAAAUGCAAAAAGAGACGUGGAAGAUGGAGGAAUUGACAGAGAUGAAGAGAGAUUGGAAUCUGUAAAAGCAGCGUCCAUAUCAGCCAUUGUUGGCACACUUGCAGGGCUGCCUAUCUUUCUUAAUCAAGUGACCAGCAUUUCUCAGCUUGCACUCCCUACUGCAAUCACCUUUAUUAGCUGUGCCUUGUUUGGAGUUACAUUCCGAUACACAAUAAGGAGAGACUUGGAUAAUAUUCAGCUCAAGACUGGAACAUCUGCCGCUUUCGGUUUCGUUAAAGGUCUUGCAACACUAGAUGGUGGAGUACCUCUGGAAUUUAAUGCUGAGAGUUUCUCAUCACAUGUCACUGAUGCUGCUGUGUAUGUAUCUGAAAACCUUUAUAUAUUUAUUUCUGCUGCUGUUGCACUGGAAUUCUGUUUCAAGAUGAGGUUAUUAAGCCCUUUUCCUAUAAGAAAAUCAGUAUAAGGGUCAUUUGGAUAUGAA
Cucurbita moschata (crookneck pumpkin) is the source of this 1022-nucleotide messenger RNA. RefSeq lists its product as uncharacterized. Lineage: Eukaryota; Viridiplantae; Streptophyta; Magnoliopsida; Cucurbitales; Cucurbitaceae. The coding region runs from base 57 to 1004 and encodes 315 amino acids. The transcript is spliced from 3 exons. The record is from RefSeq and is a predicted model, not a curated record.